AUGCCCUCGCAUGUUGUUCCUACAAUUGAGCCUCCUGAUCAAGUUUGCCUACAUGCGGGUACCAACGAUCUGAAAUCAUCUACAUCGAGCGAUUCGGCAGAUGGUAUUAUCGACCUCGCUAUAGAGGAUGGGAAUGAUUCCGAGUCUGAAAUAUUUAUAUCUGAACUAACUGCAAGGAAUGAUGAUUACUGUGACUUCGUCAAAGCGGUAAAUAUAUGUGUAAAAAAAUUUUGCCCGCAAAAUAACUGGAAACUCAUCAGCCAUGCUAACGUCAGUUCAAAAGGACUUAACAAAGGUGACCUUCACCUCAGUGGGGAAGGUAACGAGCUACUGCAACAGAACUUUGUAAAUUUUCUGAGAUCUAAUUGAUUUCUAAUUCCUUGAAUGUCGACUAUUCUCUAGUUUCGCAAACGAUGCCAGAAUCAGUUGACAACGAAGUUCUUCCAGUUGGUUCCGAUAUGUCUAAUUUUUUACCAUCUAAACGUGGUUUCAAAAUGGCCUGUUUGAACAUUAACAGUCUCGUCAAACAUGCUGACGAACUAACAGCCGUUCUUGCUGAGUUUUCAUUUGAUAUUCUGGUAAUUAAUGCGAAACCAAACUUGACGGAUCCAUAAAUAGUUCCGAACUCGAUAUACCGGGCUACGACUUUAUCCGUCGUGACAGAAAUCAUGACAUGGUGGAGGGGUAGGUUUUUACAUUACGUCCGGCUUCUAAUUCUUAUAUAGUGCGCACUGAUCUAUACGUAAUUAAUCUUGAAAAUUUAACUAUAGAAAUUCGUAAACCGAACUCUAAGCCAUUUCUAGUAGAGACAUGGUACAGAUCUCCCUCUUCUCCAACCGAUUUAUUUUCGAGUUAUGAGUCAUUUAUAGGCAAGUUAUAUUCUCCCGACCUUAAUUUGUCCUCUCCUACACCUGCUUACCGUUUAAUCGAGAUUUCACCUCAAGUCUCGUCGUCCGAACAACCAGAUAGUAAGGGAAGUGAAAGUAUAAAUGACAUCUCUAUCUGUAACUAUAACGAGAUUUCCAGCGCCUUUAACGAACAUUUUUCAACUAUUGGGCCCAGACUAGCGCGCGAAAUACUUUUGCAUAUUUCCUGACGACUGGAAAUGUGCCAGAGUGA
This is a messenger RNA of Porites lobata, 1119 nucleotides long. The record is from the annotation of a GenBank genome assembly. NCBI's taxonomy places the organism in Eukaryota, Metazoa, Cnidaria, Anthozoa, Scleractinia, Poritidae.